AUACGUGCCUUUAACCCUUUUAGCCCUUACGGGAUCUUUAGAUCCUGCCUUACAAUCGUCGCUAUUGUAACACGGUUUAUUGCUGUAAGCUAGAGAUCGCCUGUGGGGAGUCUCAGCACCCAUCUAUAAUUGUGAAUCAUCGGUCAUUUGGCACCUGCUGUGUUUAUAUGUCGCGAAAAUGACAGAUGAAUGAAACUUUUCUUGGCAUAGGACCUACAGAAUUUCACCUGUCUUUUCGACCACUUCUGGAUGGUUUAUAGGGUAUGGCAGCACAAGCGAGGCCUGGACGACGAAUCAGUGGCAGUAUUGCUGGAAAAUCUCCCGUCGGAUUAUGGAGACACAGACACUGAAGAUGACACAGAUGAUGAGGCUCCAGGUUCUAGAGACCUUAUCAACAAUGAUCCACGUGUUCAAGAGGAAUGUUGCACUAUUAUCAUUGGAGGUGAUGAGACGGCUCCUGAUGCUGAUGUAGGGAACCCUGAUAUGGAUGGAAGGCCUAUAACAUCGGAGGAUGACCAAACCUCACAAGUAAAUAACAAGAACAAAGAGCGUCGCAGAUGGAGGAAGAAAUCACAAUCAAUAGAAGAGGGAGUUUCGACCAGAGCAAAUUGGUGCAAACUCAGCUACAAACCCAACUGAUGCCUUUUUCCUAUUUUUUGAUGCUGAACUGGUUGACAGACGUAGUAUUUGAAACAAAUUUGUACUGCACUCAGAAAGGAAAAGUUGGAAAUAUUACGAUAAAUGAAA
This is a messenger RNA of Penaeus vannamei (Pacific white shrimp), 747 nucleotides long. RefSeq lists its product as uncharacterized. NCBI's taxonomy places the organism in Eukaryota, Metazoa, Arthropoda, Malacostraca, Decapoda, Penaeidae. The record is from RefSeq and is a predicted model, not a curated record.